Messenger RNA from Stylophora pistillata, 1215 nucleotides. Its product is annotated as vesicle-associated membrane protein 4. NCBI's taxonomy places the organism in Eukaryota, Metazoa, Cnidaria, Anthozoa, Scleractinia, Pocilloporidae. Gene Ontology annotation, cellular component: membrane. Gene Ontology annotation, biological process: Golgi ribbon formation; vesicle-mediated transport. The record is from RefSeq and is a predicted model, not a curated record.
CUCCUUGUACAUUGAGAAAUUUGUGGUUAACUCCGUGAACGCUAUCGGAUUUGUUCACGAAUAUAUUCAAUUUUGGGUCAGGCUACCGAGAGGGGAAAAGAAACUAAAAAUCCCAACUUACCAAGUUGUUUCAAAUCGUAAUUGGUUCGUUCUCGUGACUUUGUGAGGAAAUUGAAAUGUGUUGCCACGUGUAAACGUGCGUCAAACAUCACGAUUCAUCUGAUGACGUUCACAUGAAAUAACAAGGAAACACAAAUAACUGGAUAAAAAUCUAUAAAAGGCUAUGCCUCCCAAGUUUAGUCGAGUCAAUGGGGACGACAGGUCCACUGCCAGAGCUUCUGAAAGGGUCAGCUUACUUGAUGACUCAGAUGACGAAGAUGGAUCUAGCAUAUUUGCAGCACCUGACGGUUUCCAUCACAUAAAACCACAGCCAACAGUGAAGGAUGGUAUAGCAAAGGUGAAAUCAGAAAUUAAGGGUGUCAUGGGAAUAAUGCAAGACAACAUAUCAAAAGUACUGGACAGAGGUUCAAAGUUAGAAGACCUUCAAGAUAAAUCAGAGGAACUAGAAAUGAGUGCAUCACAUUUUAGAUCUGGGUCCAGAAGACUACAGAGAAAGAUGUGGUGGCAAAAUUUCAGACUCAAGUUGAUCUUUGCCUUUAUUGUCAUUGUAAUUCUCAUCAUAAUAAUAGUUCCGAUCGUCGUGAAGAGUAAAAAGAAGCCAGAAGAUAACUCCAGAUGAAGGUCGUGUUUCAAAAAUAAAUAGAAGAGUAAAUGUAUUUUAUUUUAGCUCAGGAUUAUGAUUAACAGUCAGAGUACCACUAAAUGAAGUCUAUCUAGGAAAUUGCAGUAAGAGGAAACAAUGAGAAAAAUGAACAACGUUUAGGUUUCUUUACAUGGACGUGGCUCCACAGACUUUUAUAUAAGAAUACGUUACAUUGAUGGAACGCAAAUUGAAAAUCUAACAGCUUUGGCCUGACACUUUUUUUUUCCAGUAUAUGUGUACUCGUUGUACUCGUAUAGUGAUUUCUAUUAGAAAGAUGUUCCUCAGUUGUCACUUACAUUUUAGUUCAGUUUUCUCCGCGGGAAGCAAAGUACAUGUAGUUCAUUGAGGUACGUAUAUUUGCGGGUUGGAGUUAAAUUCAAAAUCUGUGAAAGAUAUGAGACUCUUUUUCAAAGUAAUGUUUAUGAAAAGCAUACAAAGGUUCUAAACAGUUC